AUGUUUGGUGAGAUGCAUAGGAAGGAGAAUGAUGGGAUUUGGAUAGAUGAUUUCACUGUCACUACUAUGCUUAAGCUUUCUGCCAAGUGCCAACAGUUGCAUGGCGUUAUGGUGAAAACUGGGAAUGAUGCCAAUGCGUUUUAUGGGCAACAGUUGCAUGGCGUUAUGGUGAAAACUGGGAAUGAUGCAACUAAGUUUUCCCUUAGUUCUCUCAUUCACAUGUAUUCGAAAUGUGGGAAGUUUAAGGAAGUCUGUUUUGGUUGUGCCAAAUCUGAAAUCAUGCCGCAGCGAAGAAGUUUGAAUAUGUGCCACCCUGACGGUACCCCAUGGGUAGCAAACUUGAUCAUGGGAGACACUAUCACAAACUUACAAAAUUUGGCUGAUGAACACCCAGAUGUUGGACAUGCGCUUCGAGCCUCGCGGGUGAACUUUUUGACGGAAUCUGACACUCGACUUCUCUUUGUCAAAGCCUCACAAGGUCAUUUACCCAUUUCUCCAACAACACCGGGGAUAAACCAAGAGGGCCUCUUCUUCGUAGUUUCUCAUGCAUACUCAGAUGGAUCACAUUACGAGAUUCUGAAUAAAGGUCGUUACACACAAUCAGGACGUCCUUUUGGUGAAUUCAAUUUCACAGAGGCCAAUCUUAAGGAUAAACGGAGUAACUUGUCGUACACCCGCAGAAACAUACGGCUCCGACAUCAAUUCAACAUACUCGCUUGUAUCCACUAUCUUAGAGUACAUGAAAAUCCACAUGCAAAGGUUAUUGCGGAGAAGAGGAAUCAUAUUGAAGCUGAUUCUCACGAGGUUAGCUCUGCAAACAAUUUUAUAUACCAAUAA
Camelina sativa (false flax) is the source of this 837-nucleotide messenger RNA. NCBI's taxonomy places the organism in Eukaryota, Viridiplantae, Streptophyta, Magnoliopsida, Brassicales, Brassicaceae. The record is from RefSeq and is a predicted model, not a curated record.